Molecule: messenger RNA, 1386 nt
Organism: Rhagoletis pomonella (apple maggot)
Lineage: Eukaryota; Metazoa; Arthropoda; Insecta; Diptera; Tephritidae
Product: transmembrane protein 185B
Source: RefSeq, a predicted model, not a curated record
CAAGUUCAUUGUGCACUGCAGUUUAUUCACAUUUGUAACACUAUUCGCGCUCCGUUUGGACGGUUAUAUAGAUUGGCCGUAUUGGGCUAUCUUUACACCACUAUGGAUUUGGAAAGGAAUCGCUGUGUUAGGAGCGGCAGUCGGAGCUGUAGUUUGGUGCCGAUACCCACAUUAUCGACUUGAAGGGGACUCAUAUACUCAAUUCAAAGCUAUGCUUAUUUCUCUUUCGCUGCAUCUCAUAUUACUUAUGUUUGAGCUACUCGCUUGCGACAAACUCAGCUCAGGACGUCAUCUAUGGGUAUUAGUGUUCAUACCGUUGAUUUUUGGCUCAGUGGCCAGCGUGGGCGCUUGCGUUUGGGCUGUUAAACAUGACCGUUCUUUUGAACUGGAGCUAUUUUUAGCAGUUAAUGCAUUGCAGUUCGUCUCAUUACCUCUUAAAUUAGACCAAUUCGUAUACUGGAAUUGGGAAGUUGUGUUUGUCCCCAUGUGGAUUGUGAUCUGUCUGAGCUUAGUCAGUGUGCUUUACAAUGUAAUCUUUUGCGGUAUUAUGAUGCGUACACCAGAGAUAUCACUGCAACAAAAGAAGGCUGCACUCAAUGCAGCGGUGGGAAAUAUUUGCACCGUCUUGCCAUUGCUCUGUUUUCAAGUGGUGAUUUGUGAUAAGCUGGAAGGGGAACUGAAGUUUCCCUAUAUUGUUGUGUUCAGCCCAUUGAUGGUAUCUAUCUUCGCAUUGAUUGUAUUGAGCUUUAGUGCAAAGGGUGGAAACAAAUGGUGGUUUGGCAUACGCAAAUCUUUCAGUCAGUUUCUUCUCUCGGCUAUGCCUUUCCUACAAGAAUACGGCAAUAUAUCUUAUCACACUGAUCGGUCUGCGGCUGCUCAAUCUGUUCCUCUGGACACCUCUACCAGCACCUUGCAUAUGGGCGACUUUAAUAAGCAUGACAAGAAAAGCAAAAAGGGAGCUAAGAAUGAUAGUAUGAAGCCGGUUGUGCCCAUCAUCAGUAUUGAUAUGCCCGAUUAAGUAAAUUGCCCAAAAAACAAUGCGCUUCAACAUAGCUACUCUAGCUAAGCUUGAGGGAACUGAAACUAUUACAAUUUAAAUUAUAUAUACACAUAUAGGUACAUAAGUAAAUAAUGAUGCUAUAGGUAUAUACAUAAAUAAUAAUGCUAUAGCGUAGAUUAUCAUUAUUUAAGCAAUUUUGUUUAAACCUACGGAUUUUGCAGAAAUUAUUAGAUAAUAACUCAAAAAAGCACACUUUUACACUUACAUUUAACUUUGUAGGUUUAUUUUAAAAUCUCAAACCACACGUUAGUAUUCGUAUAUCAUACCACAUUUAAGUUAAAUGCAUUUUAUAUUUUUAAAGAAUUUUAUUUUAUUUCACCUCUAAC